Molecule: messenger RNA, 162 nt
Organism: Trypanosoma brucei brucei TREU927
Lineage: Eukaryota; Euglenozoa; Kinetoplastea; Trypanosomatida; Trypanosomatidae
Exons: 1
Coding region: 1-162 (53 amino acids)
Source: RefSeq, a predicted model, not a curated record
AUGUUCAAGUGUUCCCUCUCAUUCCCGUUAUUUCUUCCCUUUGCACGUGGCACAAGCACAUCAGGGGACGGUGAAGAGGGAACCGAAGAAUUCUUACAAAAAGAAAAAGACGUCGUAGUUCGCAAUCAACUCCACAAGAAAUAUAUAUAUAUAUAUAUUUAA